AGCAAUGCGCCAUCAACGCGUCCAGUGUGUCCAAUCCAAAGAAGAAGAAGACGUUAACCAAUCAAAUCCAACUGGCUGGAUUUGAAAAACGGCGGAGAAAGCCUCUUCUGGUUUGCGUAGCAACAGUUUCAUAGGCAUAUCCGCAUAUCUAGUUUAUUCUAAACUAAUUAAUGAAUGGACAUUUGAAUGCGGCGACUGAACUUGAAAAAUGACCGAAGAGUCCGCUGUUAAAGUUUGUGUUCGCGUCCGUCCGCUUAUUGCGAGGGAAGAAAGUACAGCAUCAGAGAAUGCAGAGCCUGUCCAGCUGUUUUGGAGAACUGAUAAAAAAUCAAUUCAUCAGAUCGAUGAUGGGAAUUCCACCAAGACCUUCAGUUUUGAUCGAGUAUUCACAGCUGAAGAAACAACCAAUCAGCUUUACCAGGACAUUGCAAAGCCCCUGGUUGUCUCCACUGUUGAGGGAUACAAUGGAACCAUAUUUGCUUAUGGGCAGACUUCUUCUGGAAAGACCUUUACCAUGAUGGGGAGUAACCAUAUACCUGGUGUGACACCGCUGGCUGUGGAAGAUGUUUUCCAAACCAUUAAAAAUUGUCCAAAAAAGGAGUUCCUUCUCAGGGUGUCUUACAUGGAAAUCUACAACGAGACUGUGACUGAUCUGCUUGUUGACAGCUGGAAGCGAAAACCACUGGAAGUCAGAGAGACAAUCAAUAAAAACAUCUAUGUGGCUGACCUUACUGAGGAGCUGGUUACAUCCCCUGCACAAGCCCUAGCCUGGCUUCGGAAAGGAGAAAAGAACCGCCACUACGGUAAAACAAAAAUGAACCAGCGGAGCAGUCGUUCACACACUAUUUUCCGAAUGAUCCUUGAAAGCCGAGAAAGGAGUGACCUAGCAUCAGGUGAAAAUGCGGAUGGUGCUAUUAUUGUGUCUCAUUUGAAUUUAGUUGAUCUUGCUGGAUCUGAGAGAGCAAGUCAAACGGGGGCUGAAGGCACACGUUUCAAGGAAGGUUGCAACAUCAAUCGCAGUCUGUUUACCCUUGGCCAAGUGAUUAAGAAAGUGACAGAAGAAAGCCAGAAGGGUUUCACGAACUACAGAGACAGUAAGCUAACCCGCAUCCUGCAGAACUCCUUGGGUGGGAACGCCAAAACGGUCAUCAUCUGUACCAUCACUCCUGUCACUCUAGAUGAGACCCUUAGCACUUUACAGUUUGCCAGCACUGCAAAGAAAAUGAAGAACGAUCCCCAUGUGACAGAGGUGUCUGAUGACGGAGCUCUGCUCAAAAGGUACCGAAAUGAAAUUGUUGACCUGAAGCGACGACUUCACGAGGUAUCUUCAGAGACACAGACUACAGUGACUGAGAAGGAGGUUCUAUCCCAGCUCCUCCAAGAAAAAGAUCAUCUCCAGAGAGAACAAGAGGACAGAAUCAGAAACCUGACCAAACUCCUUGUCACCAGCUCCAACCUGGUUCCUGUUAAAAGGAUGCCUAAGCGCAGAGUUACAUGGGGAGGAAAGAUGCUCAGACUUGCACCUUUAUCUGCCUGUGGUGGUUCAUCUAACCUGAGCUUUGCAGAAGCUUUCACUCUUAAAAGGAAAGCUGAUCGAUCCUGUCUGAUGGAGCUGACUGAAGAUGACGAGGAAUUUGAUGCUCACUGGGAGAUUCCUGAUGAGCCAUCAGAUGACAUGGAAAUGAGUCAUAGCUCAGUGACUGUGCAAAGCUUUGGAGACAGUCCCAAAGACUAUACCUCUCCAGACUGGAUGCGUAACCUUUCAGGGAAAGUGUCCAACCUGGAGCUGCAGCUGGAAAUGGAGAGUCAACAGAAAGAGGAGGCCAUGACGAAAGUAGGAACAUUAGAAGGAAGAGUUGAAGAGAUGGAGCUGCAACUGCAAACAGAGGCCCAGCAGAAACGGGAAGCCUUGGAGAAAGUACAGACAACCGAAAAGAAGGCAGCAGAGCUGGAGCUGCAACUGCAAAAAGAGGCCGUGCAGAAACGGGAAGCCUUGGAGAAAGUCGAGACAACCGAAAAGAGGGCUGCAGAGCUGGAGCAGCAGCAACAAAGCAAAGCGCUGGAGGCCAUGGAGAAGGUGCUGAUGUUGGAAUUGAGAUUGGCAGACCUGGAGAGACAGCUUGAAGAACAGAACCACGGGCAGACUGAAAAUGAACAGGUGGCUGUGUUUGAAAAUACCUGCUCUCUCCCCCAAAUUAGAAAAGAGUUUGCAGAAACCAUCCAGCUGUGUGAAACUCUUGCUUCAGAGAAGAACAAGGUAGAUACACUGUCUGAGGAGAUACAGAAGAAAACUGAAUCAGCAGAGGAACUUCAGAGAAUGAGCGAAGAGGAUCUUGUGCAGGAGUUGGCAAAGCUUCGUCGCUCUCUGAUUGAUGCAGAGGGAGUCAGCAGAGAUACAAAGAAGGAAUGGGCUGUCCUGCGCAGCCAAAACAUUGCUCUGGAGGAGAUAAAGGUGACCAUGGCUUCGAACCUUGAGAAGAUGGAAGCUGAAGUUAACAGCCUGCGUUCUCACCUUGAAAUUGAGAAGUCGCGCUACAGAAAGAUGGAGAGUGAUCUCCAAAAAGAGCUUGCUGUUACAUUUGAUGAGAACAACAAGCUCACUGAUCUGCUUGAUGGCAAAGUCCCAAAAGAUCUGAUAGAACGCAAGGGAUUUGAGCAAAAAGUCGCCACUCUCAGCGAAGAGCUUACAGCAUCUCGUAAAGCAGAGGGAUAUCUCAGAGCUCAGAUGGAAGAGCUUGCUUCAUGUCCUCAAAAGCAGUUGGAGGAAAGUGACCAAAAAAGAGCAUUACUGGUAGAAAGACUGAAUGAGAUGCAGCAGUUGAUAAAGCAUUUGGAGAGGAAGCUUGCUGACAGUGAGGUUUCCAGAACCUCAAUGGAGGAAAUGGGCAAAGAACUUCAAGAACAACAGAAGCAGCAGACUAAAGUGCUUCAAUAUGUGCGAGCUGAGAAAGAAGCUCUCCUGUCUGAGAAGAAAGCUGAAGCUCAGAGCUCUGCAGAAAAGAUGGACCAGCUGCUCUCUACACUUACGUCUGUGACUGCGGAGAGAGACCAGCUCAAGGUGGACCUGCAGGAAAAUGUGGAGAUGAUGAUUGAAAAUCAGGAGGAGCUGAGAACUGCUCUGGAGAAGAACCAAGAAACAACCAAAGAGGAUGGAGCUCUCUCUGAGAUGAGCGCACAGCUGGAAGCGCGACAAAAACUUUUGGAGGAGAGUGACCACCAAAGAGCAUUACUGGUAGAAAAACUGAAUGAGAUAGAGAAGCGGAUGAAGCAUUAUGAGAAGAAGCUUGCUGACAGUGAGGUUUCCAGAACCUCAAAGGAGGAAAUCGGCACAGAACUUCAAGAACAAAAAGCUGAAGCUCAGAGCUCUGCAGAAGAGAUGGACCAGCUGCUCUCUACACUUAAAUCCGUGACUGCAGAGAGAGACCAGCUCAAGGUGGACCUACAGGAAAAUGUGGAGAUGAUGAUUGAAAAUCAGGAGGAGCUGAGAACUGCUCUGGAAAAGAACCGAGAACAGAAGGAGCUGCUAAGUCAUUUAGAGACUUUACGAUCAUCCAAAGAGGAUGGAGCUCUCUCUGAGAUGAGUGCACCGCUGGAGGCACGUCAAAAACAUAUAAAGACUCUUACGGAGCAAGUAGGGAAUGCUGAAAAAGAAAGGAAAGCCAUAUGCAAGGUGAUGUCGGUCUCCGAGGAGAGGGAUCAGCUGCAGGAGACACUGCAGGAGGUGAGACAGGAGAAAUGGAAGCUCAGGGAAGAGCUGGGGGACAAGAUGGAUGCACUUCAAAGUGAGAUGAAGACCUUAACAGAGAAACUGGCAAGCAUUGAAACAGAGAGAGACAGUCUGCUCUGUGAGAAGGAAGCCAGCUUUCAGAGCUCCUUUUCUGAGGAGAAGGAAAGGCUGCUGUGUAAGGGGAUGACUCUCUGUGAGGAGAGGGAUCAGCUUCAGGAAACACUGCAGGAACUGAGACAGGAGAACCAGCAGCUCCAAGCAGAACUGGAGGACAAGAUAGAUACCCUGCAGUGUGAGGUGAAGACCUUAACGGAGAAACUGGAAAGCACUGAAAGAGAGCAAGACAGUCUGCUCUGUGAGAAGGAAGCCAGCUUUCAGAGCUCCUCUGAAGAGGAGAAACUGAUUUGCAGGGUGACAUCUCUCUGUGAGGAGAGAGACCAGAUGCAGGAGACACUGCAGGAGCUGAGGCAGGAGAAGCAGCAGCUCAAAGCAGAGUUGGAGGACAAGAUGGAGACAAUGCAGUGUGAGGUUCAGACUUUAAAAGAAAAAAUGAAAAGCACUGAAAAGGAGAGAGACGGUCUCCUCUGUGAGAAGGGAGCCAGCUUUAAGAUCUCCUCUGAGGAGAAGGAGAAGCUGCUCUGCAGGGUCACGUCUCUCUGUGAGGAGAGGGAUCAGCUACAGGAAACACUGCAGGAACUGAGACAGGAGAACCAGCAGUUCAGACCAGAGCUGGAUGACAAGAUAGAUACCCUGCAGUGUGAGGUGAAGACUUUAACAGAGAAACUGGAAAGCACUGAAAGAGAGCAAGACAGUCUGCUCUGUGAGAAGGAAGCCAGCUUUCAGAGCUCCUCUGAAGAGGAGAAACUGAUUUGCAGGGUGACAUCUCUCUGUGAGGAGAGAGACCAGAUGCAGGAGACACUGCAGGAGCUGAGGCAGGAGAAGCAGCAGCUCAAAGCAGAGUUGGAGGACAAGAUGGAGACACUGCAGUGUGAGGUGCAGACUUUAAAAGAAAAAAUGAAAAGCACUGAAAAGGAGAGAGACGGUCUCCUCUGUGAGAAGGGAGCCAGCUUUAAGAUCUCCUCUGAGGAGAAGGAGAAGCUGCUCUGCAGGGUCACGUCUCUCUGUGAGGAGAGGGAUCAGCUACAGGAAACACUGCAGGAACUGAGACAGGAGAACCAGCAGCUCAGAGCAGAGCUGGAUGACAAGAUGAAGACAUUGCAGUGUGAGUUGCUCAGUGAAGAUCGAGGCUCCACUGGAGUCGAGGUGACGGUGUCAUCAAGGUUGAAGGACUCCACCAGGCAGCUUCAGGAGACCUUCAGAGGAUUCCAGCACUUUAUAGACACGUGUUCCAAAUACAUCCCCACACCCAUGGACAAGGUUUUGAGGGUGCAGAGUGCCUUGAACCAUGAUUAUCUGACCUCUCUUCCAAAAGCCACCAUGAGCGCCUACACGACUAUAUGUCAGCUAGGACUUGAGACUGUUCAGACUCUGAGAAACAUUGUAGUGUGCCUACAGGUGAAGGCCCAGGAUUGUCGGGAUCGGUUUGAGGAGUUGGUGAAGAAAGACUUGUCUGUUUUUGAGGAAAGGCGGCUGCAUGAUGUGCUGAUGUGCAGAGUACAGGCACCCACUCUCUCUGUCAAAGACGUGGACUUCCAUGCUGUGUGGGAACACAGACUGGCUGAUCUACUGGACAAGCGGCAGCGCUACCAGCAGAAAAUGUCCAUCAUUUUGGAGAAGUUCUUGGACAAUGUGGCUUCUCAUCCCAAUGAGUUGUCGGUGGAGAUCACAGCGAGGGAGAGGUUCAAGGAGCAGCUACAGGGCGCAAUAAGCACCCAGCCAAUCAGCUUCAGUGAGCUUGACAGCAUCCUUAGCUGUGAGCUGGACCGCAGAGCUGCCCUGGCCCACAGCAAGAAGAUGAUCCUGCAGGGCAUCACUGCUGAACAGAGUGUUCUGAGUGAAGAGCUGAAGCUGCUGGAGGCUCAGGCUCGUUUUCAGCUCAGAGAGGAGAAAGGCAAAAGUUCCACUCUGUUGCAGGCGAUUGAGGGAGCUCCUCUGAAAUCAGAGCUCUCCUUGCUGAAGGACAACCAGAACCUUCUUACUCAACUCAUGCAAACUGAAGAAAAAGUAAAAGCUUUGCAUGUACAAAAUGAGCAGCUGGAGGAGGCACAUAUAAAGGCCACAAACGGGCUGUCCAGCCAUAAGCAGGCCACUCAGCUUCUGCAGACAGAGCUGCAGGACAGCUGUGCGCAAAACGAUGAGAAAGAGAAGACAAUCCAAAUGCUCAGGGGCAAACAGCAAGAGUCUGAGAAAAUAGCGUCACCCAGUGCUGCUGAACUGGAAAAUCUCCAGACUAAACUGUUCAAAAUGGAGGUGGAGUUGAGGUCUGCAUCUGAUAAACACAAACAAGAGAUCCAGAGAAUGAGUACAGUGCUGAACGUGAAGGAAGAAUCAUUAAGGAAUCUGAAGGAUACGUUGAGGAGGCUACAACAGCAAGGAGAGGAGUCAUUCUUGCAGGGUGAGGACCUUCACACUAAACUGACCAACCCCAGAGGUGUGGUGAUCAAGAGCAGCAUUCUGCUGGACAAGACCAAACUUGAGAAGGAAGUCAAACAGCUUUGCCUUAAAAUAACGGAGCUGGAAUGCUUGGUGUCCACUCAGCAGACAGAGAUUAGCAAGUGGAAGAGCCGAGCCAUCAAUCUGAAGGCAAAGAGCAAAGUUGAAGUGGACAAGCUUUCAUCGCCCUGCAAGACUACCAAGAGGGGCCUACAAGAGACCUCAGACUCCUCCAGCUUCCUCAGCUCACCUAAGAAGUUGCUGGUUACUUCUAGGAAGAUCCUAGACUCUCCUAGGAAGGUGAUGGACUUUCCAAAGGUCUAUCAGCUCGACUCCCCCAAAAGCAGUUUCUUUGAUGUGGGUGGGAGCUCGGACCUGCUGCCCAGAACCUUUCCCAAGCAAUUCUUUGAUAACUCCAGCCUUGGCACCAUUCCAGAUGCAGCUACAGGUCUCGAUGCAGCCACAAAGGACGAGUGGUGGCCUCAGUCUCCAAAACAAGAAGACAUGUGUAAAACACAGUAAAAUCAAAUAUUUUAAAAGCCUAUGUGUUAGUCAUAAUUUCUGUUUUCUGUAUUGCUUUUGUUUACUUUGUCUUUUCUCAAUUUAGAUAAUAAAGGUUAGUAAUACUUAAUAAUGAA
This is a messenger RNA of Pleuronectes platessa (European plaice), 6918 nucleotides long. It is a transcript of the gene cenpe, whose product is annotated as centromere protein E. Gene Ontology annotation, cellular component: microtubule. The transcript has 44 exons. NCBI's taxonomy places the organism in Eukaryota, Metazoa, Chordata, Actinopteri, Pleuronectiformes, Pleuronectidae. Gene Ontology annotation, molecular function: microtubule binding; ATP binding; plus-end-directed microtubule motor activity. The record is from RefSeq and is a predicted model, not a curated record. Bases 209 to 6802 code for a protein of 2197 amino acids. Gene Ontology annotation, biological process: microtubule-based movement; mitotic cell cycle.